ACUGUAUGAACAUGGUGCAUAUUAGUUUUAUCCCUCGAAGACAAAAUUAUUGGUUUUUCAUUUUCCUGGACUACAGCAAUGUAAGUAUUAUCGUGACUCCAAGAAAAAUUCACAUAUUUCCCCUUGUUUUCUUCGGUAAAAAUAAAAUAAUUUUCUAAAUCGUUAUUGCACCAUUUGUGAUAACUUAAACUUUCGCUAGCGGACGCAAACAUUUUGAAUAAUUUAACAACAAAAAACGUUAAGUGACGUUUGACGUUUGAUUAAAUACAUAUGGAAUUAAAAUUUAACCGUACUGCUUGUAUCGCAUGUACCAGUGGAUUAUUAUUCUUUUUUGGAUGGUGGUUAUUUAUUGAUGUAACAGUACAAUAUGGGAAAGUCAUGAAAGAGAACGGGGUGUACUUUUUACCAGGGAUUUUGGGCACGAUAUCUGGAAUUCUAAUGAAUUUAAUACCUCUUGAUGCUCUGACAGGGUCAAUUUUAUAUGGAACAACAAGAUGUGGGAUAAAAUCUUCCACAGCAGCGAGAUUAUUGUUAUUAUUUUGCCUCAUGAUUUUAUUUGGUUCCAUAAUUGCCGCAAUUUAUAUUCUUAUAAGCGAUUUUGGUUUAAACCAAAGCAGACCACAAUAUCCGGGAUACGGUAUUUUUAUACAAAAUAUCUCUAUAUUUAGUGCUGCUAUGAUUAUCAGAUUUACAAAAAGAGAAGAUAAUUUGAUUUAAUGUUUAAAACAAGAAGAAAAUGUGUAAAAAAUAUAUUUGUG
Molecule: messenger RNA, 758 nt
Organism: Brassicogethes aeneus
Lineage: Eukaryota; Metazoa; Arthropoda; Insecta; Coleoptera; Nitidulidae
Source: the annotation of a GenBank genome assembly